CAGCCACUGACCCGAGAUCCAGCGCGUCCGCACCAUGGCCGGCCCCAACCUCGCCUGCUGCCUGCUCGGCCUCCUGGCGCUGACGUCCGCCUGCUACAUCCAGAACUGCCCCCUGGGCGGCAAGAGGGCCGUUCUGGACCAGGACGUACGCCAGUGUCUCCCCUGCGGCCCCGGGGGCAAAGGGCGCUGCUUCGGGCCCAGCAUCUGCUGCGGGGACGAGCUGGGGUGCUUGGUGGGCACGGCCGAGGCGCUGCGCUGCCAGGCGGAAAACUACCUGCCGUCGCCCUGCAUGUCCGGCCAGAAGCCGUGCGGGAGCGGUGGCCGCUGCGCCGCCCCCGGCAUCUGCUGCAGCGCAGACACCUGCCGCGACGACCUCGCUUGUGAAUCCGAGGUCUCCUUCUCCCAGCUCUGAGCCCCGAUAACUCCGGGCACCCUCGGAACGCACCCCUAGCUCCCCCAGAGCCACCUCCGGAAAUAAUGAAAACAA
Molecule: messenger RNA, 487 nt
Organism: Galeopterus variegatus (Sunda flying lemur)
Lineage: Eukaryota; Metazoa; Chordata; Mammalia; Dermoptera; Cynocephalidae
Gene: OXT
Product: oxytocin/neurophysin I prepropeptide
Exons: 3
Coding region: 35-412 (125 amino acids)
Cellular component (GO): extracellular region; secretory granule
Molecular function (GO): neurohypophyseal hormone activity
Source: RefSeq, a predicted model, not a curated record